Tachysurus vachellii is the source of this 1986-nucleotide messenger RNA. RefSeq names its product family with sequence similarity 20 member C, like (gene fam20cl). Gene Ontology annotation, biological process: protein phosphorylation. Gene Ontology annotation, cellular component: Golgi apparatus. The transcript has 11 exons. NCBI's taxonomy places the organism in Eukaryota, Metazoa, Chordata, Actinopteri, Siluriformes, Bagridae. The record is from RefSeq and is a predicted model, not a curated record. Gene Ontology annotation, molecular function: phosphotransferase activity, alcohol group as acceptor. Bases 83 to 1564 code for a protein of 493 amino acids.
AUAAAACAGCGCCAGUUACCAACAUUUGCUCUCUUGUUCCUGAAGAGCUGAUAGUGGAACGGAGUGGAGCCACAGAAACAGCAUGAGGGCGUGUCGGUGCCGUCGCGUGAGGAGUGUGUGUGCCUUGAUGUUGUGCGUGACGUUGGCUCUGCACAUGCUAGCAAUACUACUGGUCCUGUCGACGUUCACCUCAACCUGCGAGCCUGUUCAACGGCAUCAAGCUCAACCUCACAACCUCACCUCGACCAACCUCACACAGGCCGGCUCUACCAGCAGUCGUGUCAGAGCAGCUGAUCUCGCCAAACUGAAGGCUUUGUUCUCCCACGCGCUGUAUACCCUGCAUAGUCCAUCAAGUCCUGACGACGACACUCUGCUGCGAGUCCGAACCCAGGCAAACGAGGAGCACAAUGCAGAGCAGUGGUUAAGUAACAGCAAGGAGGGCUAUGAUCCUAUCUUGUGGAACAGCAGUACAGACACCCACCCUCCCUGGCUUCGCUUUCACCUCAGCAUCUCCCGCUGGCAACUUUAUCAGCACCGAGACACCAACCUGGCUGCUCUUCUGCAUCAGUUGUCAACACACCGGAUCAUCAGUGUAGUUCAGAAAACAGGAGGAACACAGCUGAAGUUGGUGAUUACGUUUUCGAACUACGGACAAGCGCUCUUCAAGCCCAUGAAACAGGAGAGGAACGACGAGACUAAUGUGAACCUGUACUAUUUUUCGGACUUUGAGAGGCACAACGCUGAAAUUGCAGCCUUCCACCUAGACAGGAUCCUGGGAUUUCGGCGUGUACCCCCGGUUGCGGGAAGGCUGAUCGAUGUAAUUAAGGAAGUUAAAGACAUCACCACUGAUCACAAACUGGCUAGGACCUUCUUCAAUUCUCCAGUGGGAAAUUCAUGCUUUUAUGGCCAGUGCUCAUACUAUUGUUCCACGGAGCAUGCGGUGUGUGGUCGACCCCAUGCUCUCGAGGGUUCCCUUGCAGCCAUGUUGCCGGACCUUUCCCUCGCACCACGUCGCUCCUGGAGAAACCCAUGGAGGCGCUCGUACAGCCGCAGCAAGAUUGCUCUGUGGGAGGAAACCCCAAAAUACUGCAAUGCGGUGAAAAAGACUCCGCCCUAUGACCGAGGCACCCGAUUGGUGGAUCUCAUCGAUAUGACCAUUUUGGACUUUCUGCAAAGUAAUAUGGACAGACACCACUAUGAAACAUUUGAAAUUUUUGGCAACAACACGUUUCUGCUACAUUUAGAUAAUGGAAGAGCUUUUGGUCGUCACUCGAAGGACGAGCCAUCGAUCCUCACUCCUCUUGUGCAGUGCUGCAGGAUCCGGCGCUCCACGCUGCUCCGCCUGCAUCUGCUCGCUUCCCCUCAGUAUCGUUUGAGUGAUGUCAUGCGGGCGUCUCUAGCUCAGGAUCCACUGGCUGCUGUGGCUCCCCUCCUCACCGAGCCUCACCUUUUGGCCUUAAACCGCCGUCUGGCCACAGUGCUUCAGAUCAUCCAGCGCUGCCUGCUUCAGCACCAACUCCACCAUGAUGUCAUAUUCGAUGAUAUCACUAACUACUCAGGCUAGCAAAGUGCUUCUUUUAUAUGUGAUGACUGAUUUACUCACUGUAGCGACUAGUACUACACAUUGUGUACUCGUCGAAAUCAUGCUCAGUUUUUUACUGACAAAAACAUACUGAAUGGCAGAACAGUAUUAUAGACUAUAGCCUGGGUGACAAAAAAAAGUGACAGGUGGUCAUUUAUAAAAUUAAGAUUCUAUUUUAAUUCAAAUAAUAAAGCACAUUAGAUGUUCUUCCACAAACACGAGCUCACAGAUUGACUAGUAGUGCUGUGAUUGACAGGUGACAGUCAGUAUGCCCCACCCACCCAAGACAGCACGCUGGCUCCCUGACGCAAUAAAUCUCACGUAUCAAUUCAAAUGAAUUUCUACAACUAAGUUAUUUAAGUGAAAGAAGUCUUAGCUACUCAGGUAAAAAAGAAAUAUUAAUA